Messenger RNA from Leptopilina heterotoma, 1061 nucleotides. RefSeq names its product juvenile hormone acid O-methyltransferase-like (gene jhamt). The record is from RefSeq and is a predicted model, not a curated record. The transcript has 5 exons. Bases 216 to 1061 code for a protein of 281 amino acids. Lineage: Eukaryota; Metazoa; Arthropoda; Insecta; Hymenoptera; Figitidae.
UCGAAGAAGAAACUACCAUUUAAGGAAGAGAAUAAUCUUCACCAACUGAAUUACAUACCAAAUUUCAUUAUAGAAUUAUUUUUCCUUUUGUUUUUUUUCUUCUUCUUUUAAAAAAAAAAUUUUUUUAUUUAUUAUAAUUCUAAUUUAUACCGACAUUUAUUUGUGUGUAUUUUAUAUUUUUUAUUUUAUUUUUAAUUUUUUUUCUGAAAUUAAACAUGGAAAAUGUUGAGGAGUACAUUAAAGCCAACGACCUUCAGACACGAGAUGCCUGUGAUGUUAUCGAAGAAUUCACUGAUGAAAUUUAUCGAAUGAGAGGCAGGUGCAUUGACAUUGGAUGUGGACCCGGAACAUUUAGUAAAAAUUUCCUCCUACCAAAAUUGCAUCCCGAUUCUGUAUUGAUUGGUGCUGACGUAUCCAAACAAAUGAUUAAAUAUGCACGAAAGACAUGCACCGAUGAGGACAGAAUGGAUUUCGUUGAAUUAGAUAUUGAAACGGCAAAAAUUCCGGCAACUGAAAUUGGACGUUAUGAUAAUGCACUUUCCUUUUAUUGCCUCCAUUGGAUUCAAAAUCCCAGAAGAGCAUAUGAAAAUAUCUAUCAAUUAUUACAACCUGGUGGUAAAGUUGUCAUAACAUUUUUGACAUUCAACAGUGGUUUUCAAGCAUAUUUGAAAUUGAGCGAGGAUCCAAAAUAUAAAUCUUACAUGAAGGAUGUACGGAAAUUUAUACCACCAACACUGACCUACAACAAUGUAAGAGCGGAAUUGAAAAAAAUGUUGGAAGAAACUGGCUUCGAAGUAAUUCACUGUAGUAAUAGAGAAAAAACUUUUGUUUACAAGAGCAUGAAAAUUUUGAAAAAUCACGUACGUGCUGUUAAUCCAUUUCUUCAUCGAAUGCCAGAUAAUGUCGCAGAAGAAUACAUGACAGAUCUUGUGCGUGAAAUUGUAAAUGAGAAAAUCAUUUGUAUUAACAAAAAUAAUUUAAACAAAGAAGAGUACAGUAUAUUAGAUAAAUAUCAAGUUUUAGUUGCAUAUUUUAAAAAGCCAUUGAACACUGAUAAUUAA